AUAGCAAUGAAAUCCUCGUUUUUCUUCAUCCAUGUAAACAAUCCCUGGCAAUUCACAAGCGCAUCGUGGUUGGAGAAGGAGUAUCGCAUCGUUGGCACUGCUCCCUUCUCCCCUAAGAAGGAACCGUCCACCACAGCAGAGCUAAUCGAGUCUCUGAACGAGGUCAUUUAUCUUGUAGAGUUCAACUCUGGGAGAAUGAACAUCGGGUAUGCGGAUGAUUCGUACUUGUUGGGCGAGUCUGUCAUUUUAGAGGCAGACAGGGGAAUGGACUGUGGAAUGGUGGUCGCCAAGAUCAAGAAAAAAAAGUAUGUGUCGCUGAUAUACAAGAUAGACAAGAAUCUGAGCAACAAGGAGCUGCACCCGAAGAAGAUCUUCAGGCGGGCGGGUGAGAACGAUCUCAAGAUUAUCGAGCUGAAGGCGAGGAAAGAAAAGAUUGCACUGGCGGACUGUAGAGCACGGGUUAAAAGCGAGAUGCUGAACAUGGUGAUCGACAAGUGUGAAUAUCAGUGGGACAUGAACAAGCUCACCUUUUUCUUCAGCUCGGAGUACAAAAUAGAUUUUAGAGAGCUGGUGAAGAACCUGUACAAGGAGUACAAGAUCAGAAUAUGGAUGUGUGCCAUCGGUAAGAGCCGCAAUCAUCAUCUGAGAGAAUUGCUGGAAUGACAGUGUGAAUGCCGUAGUUGUAACCGUUUGGCAGUUGUAGACGAGCUUGUAGAGCCGUAUUGUUAAUUAUGGAUAAAUGAUGAUUGAUUAGCGAUCUUCUUGCACACGUGUUAGCGGUAGCACCACGAUUUAUCAUUUUAUCUUGAGAUAACAGCUAAAUCUCGUACAUUUUGGUUGAACGCGUACAGAGAAGUAUCUCAAGGUAUGAGAAUCGUGUUAUUUCUGUUGUUCUGAGCUAUGAAAAGCGCCGUAUCCUGUGCAUAGUGCGGUAGCGCAUUUUUGGUUGUAGGAGCGGCAUCGUGCACAUGACACAGGCAGAUCUUCGUGCUAUUUGGUCAGCUAUAAAAUUACAAGUGAACGAGCCUGUUCGUGAUCGGGUCUGCGAACCAGAAGAGUUGUGUUUGUUUGGAUGGUGCUGAGCGAAGGUAACGGAUACGUUUUUAGAAAUGAGGUGAUCGACUUUAUCCUAGGUGGUGACGGAAGUGGCAUACCUAUCAGCCCAAUCUAAGAUUUACGGUACAAGAAGAGGAAGCAUGGGCGCAAUGUGGUCAUGAACGAUGAUUAAAGCAUUUAAGCGCAGGAUGAGCAUAAGUGCUGAUAAACCAGAGAGAUGGUUGAUUAAAAUUAAUUUAUACGCAACGAAUGGAGUGUUCAGGGCUAACGUAGAAUGAUCAUUAAUAUUUGUGAAGAGGAUAUUUGACCUGAUGUUGAAGUGAGGUGAUAGCAAUUUGGUAUGAAAAGGUAAAUAAAUGUACUGUUAGUGAGAAA
Vavraia culicis subsp. floridensis is the source of this 1431-nucleotide messenger RNA. RefSeq lists its product as uncharacterized. Bases 7 to 663 code for a protein of 218 amino acids. Lineage: Eukaryota; Fungi; Microsporidia; Pleistophoridae. Gene Ontology annotation, cellular component: cytoplasm. The transcript has a single exon. The record is from RefSeq and is a predicted model, not a curated record.